CAUUUUCAGGUCACCAAAGGGGUGCACUACAGAUAAGCUGUGUGAAUAUGUGGUCGAUUUGAGAAGACAGUUAGCAAGCAAAGGUACCAUUGCCACUCAUGUGUACGGUACAGCACAUACAUUAUCAGAGUUCUGUAUAAUGUUAACCAAUUAUGUGAUGUACUUCCUACUAAAUUAACAAUCAAGUUGGUUAAGAAGAGACAUCCAGAAACAUAGCCUAAAGAAGUGCAAGAUAGAAAAAGAAACCACAUUACCUCUCAGUUGCAAUGAGAUUCCUUCUGUUUCCUCUUACCUAGAUAUAUAUAGAGACAGAAGCGAAAGAAUAGUCAUCAAACAAAGACUUGCAAUCAAGUUAUUUGCCUUAGCCCAACCAAAACAAUUAUGGCUUCUUCUCCAUUUUCCAAAUCCGCAUACCAUGCUCGUUCUAUCAGUUUGCCAUCAAGACCACAACAAGUUGACAAUCAACUUCAUCAACAGUUGUGCAGAUUGAGGUCUUCUCAAGCUACCUCUACAUCUUCAUCUUCAUCACUAAGCUACAGACUUACCAGCCUUAAAGAUUUGUAUAGCUCUGUUGUGGAGUUGCUUCAGAUGCCUUCUAACCAACAGACCCUUUCCCAAAUUCAGCAGACGAAAUGGGUUGAGGAGCUUUUGGAUGGAUCUCUAAGGCUUCUCGACAUUUGUGGGACAUCUAGGGAUGUCUUGCUACAAUCAAAGGAAAGAAUCCAAGACAUGCAAUCAACACUACGCAGAAGGAGCAGUGGUGAAUUGGAUAUUUCCAAUGAAAUUGUCAAAUACUUGAACACCAGAAAGACUGCUAAGAAAACGAUCAUGAAGUGCUUAAAACAUAUCAAAGUAGCUGACAAGAAUGCCCAUUCCAAUGCCAUUGAGUGUAUUUUGAAGGAUGUAGAAGAGAUAACAGUCAUCAUAUUUAAGUCAUUGUUGUCCCAUAUUGCUGGUGUAAAGUUGCAAUCACAGAAAAAUAGUUGGUCUGUAAUUGCCCAAUUACUUCACCAUAGUGCUGAUAAGGAAGGAGCAUCAAGUAGCAGCAUAUUUGAUACUGUUGAUGCUACUUUGGUCUCACUAAUCUGCCAGAAAAAGAAAAACAGUGCCAAUGUGUCACAAUUAGAAGAAGUCAGGAGACAGAUGUCGAGAUUGGAGUCUGAAAUUCAAGAUCUUGAUGAAGUUCUAGAGUGCUUGUUUAAACGUCUAUUGAAGACUAGAUCAGCUCUUCUCAACAUCUUUAGCAGCUAGAAAAAUUUUGUAGAAAACUCCAAUGCAUAAAUGAAUAAAUAGCAAUUUU
Molecule: messenger RNA, 1300 nt
Organism: Beta vulgaris subsp. vulgaris (sugar beet)
Lineage: Eukaryota; Viridiplantae; Streptophyta; Magnoliopsida; Caryophyllales; Amaranthaceae
Exons: 1
Coding region: 382-1251 (289 amino acids)
Biological process (GO): root development; shoot system development
Source: RefSeq, a predicted model, not a curated record